AUGCUGUUCAAAAGCCCAACACGAGGCCCGGCCCGGAACCACCCAGACGCUGACACCGUCGUCGUCGUCGUCCCCACGCAGCCGGUCCGCCUCCCGCUCACGGCGGCACCUCGUAUGCGCCGUCCUCCGCUCCGCCGCCCACCUCCCUCCUCCUCGUACUGCGCGCUCAAGAUCGACCUCAGUCGAUGCCGUAGGAAUUGGGACACAACAAGGUGCGGGCUCAAAAUGAAAGGAGUACUUCAGAUUAAGGGGGCAUCAGGGCGUGAAAAGAAGGCUCCUAAGGAGCUCGAGAGCGUCUUGAACCGAUAUUUCGGAUAUUCAGGAUUUCGAGGAAAACAACUGGGAGCUAUAGAAGCUGUUCUAUCAGGAAGAGAUUGCUUUUGUUUGAUGCCAACUGGUGGUGGAAAGUCGAUGUGCUAUCAGAUUCCAGCUCUGGUGAAGACAGGCAUUGUUCUUGUCAUUUCACCCUUGAUAGCACUGAUGGAGAACCAGGUUGCCAGCUUGAAAAAUAAAGGUAUCCCAGCUGAAUUUCUCUCUUCAACACAGGCAUCUCACACUAAACAAAGGAUACAUGAAGACCUUGAUACUGGUAAUCCUUCUUUAAAGUUGCUAUAUGUCACUCCUGAGCUUGUUGCAACGUCAGGCUUUACAGCAAAGCUAAAGAAGCUCUACAACAGAGGUCUUCUUGGUCUUGUUGCUAUUGAUGAGGCUCACUGUAUUUCGACUUGGGGCCACGAUUUCAGACCUAGUUACCGCAAGCUUUCAUCAUUGAGGAAGCAGUUCCCAGAUAUCCCUUUGUUAGCUUUAACUGCAACUGCUGUCCCGAAGGUCCAGAAAGAUGUGAUAUCAUCACUGUGCUUGCAAAAUCCAGUAAUUCUUAGAGCUUCAUUUAAUCGACCCAAUAUAUUCUAUGAAGUUCGUUACAAGGAUCUUCUUGAUGAUGUUUACUCUGAUAUAUCAAAUUUACUGAAGUCAAGCGGAAAUGUUUGCUCAAUUAUAUAUUGUCUUGAACGGGCAGCUUGUGAUGAUCUAAGCAUGCAUUUGUCACAGCAGGGUGUCUCUUCUGCUGCUUAUCAUGCUGGCCUAAAUAGCAAAGUGCGAAGUUCUAUUCUCGAUGACUGGCUUUCAUCGAGAACUCAAGUCGUUGUUGCAACUGUAGCCUUUGGGUAUUGCUUCUCUUCAGUUCUUUUUACGCCAUUUCAGUCAUUUUGUGGUGGUCUUGCUGACAAGAAAAGCAUCUCUCAGACGCUAAGAGAUGCAUGCCGGAAAAUAUUGUUGGAUGCUCUUGGACAAGCAAAGCUGCGACUUGGGAAUAUUCCGUGCGAAAAUGAGGCUUCUGCUACACACCUUGAAACAGAGUGCUUCAAAAAAUAUGAGAAAGUGGGCAAGACGUUCUACAACUCACAGAUAGCCGCCACAGUUCGGUGGCUGUCAUCCGCAACAUCCAGUCAGAUGCACGACCGCCUCCAUGCUCUUAUCGACCAAACUAAAGAUGAUGGUGCGCCAGGCUCCCCCAACAUUGUCCCAGAGUCACCUCCAGCAUCUCCUGAAAUCGUUGGCGCAAGGCCAGGAGAAACCAGUAACUAUGAAGCUGACGACAAACCGCAGCAUAUUCGUGAGUUGGAAAAGAGGAAUCAUUCCAAUGAGUCUGCAAAGGGUGCUGCGGCAUCGACUGGGAACAUGGAGCUCCCCGCGAUACCAACUGGGAACAUGGCGCUCCCCCCGAUACCAACGUUCAGAGAAUUCUUGAGCCAAAAAGGAAGGGAUCGGGCAAAGAGCUAUUCAAGUUCUAAUGCGGCGAACCAGCCUUCUGGUAUUCGUAGGAAGUCUAGUGGUCAGGUUGAUAAGGAAGAAACCAGCAAGAGGAUGAAAUCGUGA
This is a messenger RNA of Miscanthus lutarioriparius, 1878 nucleotides long. The record is from the annotation of a GenBank genome assembly. Lineage: Eukaryota; Viridiplantae; Streptophyta; Magnoliopsida; Poales; Poaceae.